Molecule: messenger RNA, 2238 nt
Organism: Microdochium trichocladiopsis
Lineage: Eukaryota; Fungi; Ascomycota; Sordariomycetes; Xylariales; Microdochiaceae
Product: Poly(A) polymerase pla1
Exons: 4
Coding region: 94-2031 (645 amino acids)
Cellular component (GO): nucleus
Molecular function (GO): poly(A) RNA polymerase activity; RNA binding
Source: RefSeq, a predicted model, not a curated record
CGGCGAGACGUCCGCGCGCGUUCAGGGUCUGCGUCCAGAUAAUUUGUGGCUUGGUCAGUUUGCCAACCGACCAUCAUCUAGCCUUGUCUCAAGAUGGACACCUCCGAGCAAGUCUGGGGCUUGACGCCCCCAAUCUCGGUCGCCUUGCCGACCCCGGCCGAGAUGCAAGCAACCAACACUCUGUUCGAAGAGCUGAAGAGACAGAACCAAUUUGAGCCAGCAUCAGAGGAUGCGAAGAGGAAAAAAAUCAUCAAGCAUCUCGAGUCGAUCGGCGACGAGUUCGUGCGGCGCAUUGCACGAAAGAAAGAACCGCACAAUCAAGUCCUCAUCCGCGACGCUCGCUGCGAGAUCUUUACAUAUGGAAGCUACCUUCUUGGCGUCUACGGCCCCGGCUCCGAUAUCGACACCCUCGUAGCCGCGCCGAAAUAUGUCAGCAGGGAAGACUAUUUCGAGAUAUUCCCGGACUUGAUUGAAGAGAUGGCUCCCAAAUGUGCCAUCACCGACCUCACGCCUGUGGAGGAUGCAUUUGUGCCCAUCAUCAAGUUCGAGUACUGGGGCAUCAGUAUAGAUCUGAUUUUCUCGCGGAUCGCCACAUUGACUCAGUUUCCCCCACAUGGACAGUUGAAGCUGACGGACAACAGUUACCUCCGGGGCCUCGACGAUCGGGAGCUUCGAUCCCUCAACGGUAACCGAGUCACCCAAGAAAUUCUUAACCUCGUGCCGGAGAAGAGCACAUUCCGCUUGGCAUUGCGUGCAAUCAAGUUGUGGGCUCAGAGGCGUGCUAUAUAUGCCAACAUCAUUGGCUUUCCUGGUGGUGUUGUGUGGGCCAUGCUAGUCGCUCGUGUGUGUCAAUUAUACCCCAAGGCGACUUCGGCCACCAUCGUGUCCAAGUUCUUUCUCAUCAUCCGAAACUGGAGAUGGCCACAGCCGGUGCAGCUCAAGGACCCCGAUAAGCCACCCUUGAACCUCCGCGUUUGGAAUCCCAAACUGUACAAGGGUGACAGCUUCAACAUCAUGCCUGUCAUCACACCCGCAUACCCCCAAAUGUGUGCCACUUUCAACAUCACCCAAUCAGCAUUCCAAAUCAUCCAACGCGAGUUGAGUCGUGGUGGCGAGAUAGCGGAUCGGAUCAUGGCUGGCAAAAGUGAUUGGAAGGAGAUGUUUGUCAAGCACUCGUUCUUCACCAGCGAUCACAAGUACUACCUGGCUGUCAUCGCGACAGGACUUUCCAAGGACGCGCACAAGAUCUGGUCUGGCUUCGUUGAAUCUAAAGUCAGAAUCUUGGUCGGUGAUGUUGAGCGGCAUCAGUCGAUUGCUAUCGCCAGGCCGUUCAACAAGGGCUACGAUCGCAAACACAAGGUCAAGUCCGAGGACGAAAAGCAGUCUGUCAUUGACGGAAGCUUUGCAUUCUUGACAGAGGAGGAAGAAGUGACAGCUGUGGAGGACGAGGAGGCAGCCGUCAAAAUUGAGCAAGACGGUCGCAGCAAGAUACAGUCCGUGGAAGAAGUGCCACUGACUGACGGCACCAUCACCAAGAGUGAGAACGGCACCCCAGCAUCCGCUACUGGCCUUGUCAAGAACGACGAAGCAGCAGCAUCAGAUUCUCUGAAGGACACUCCCAUGAACGAGGAUAAAUCGAAGGACGAAGGCGAGGCUGAACCAAUGGGUCCGAUCACAAGCGAGACUAUCAUCUAUAACACAACAUAUUAUGUUGGUCUCGAGCUAGCAGAAGGCGCCAAAUCGUUGGAUCUUUCCUGGCAAGUCAACAAUUUUAAGCACAUGUGCUGCGAAUGGGAAAAGUAUAAGAAAACACCAGGCUUGUUCUUGAGUAUACAACAUGUCAAGAACACGAAUCUUCCCAAUGAUGUCUUCGAAGCUGGCGAAACAAAACCGAUGCGGCCACUUAAGAAGCAGGCCGCCAAUGGCGCUUCUGCUGCCAAUAUGAGGAAGCGCGCUGCACCUCCUGACGGAACUGCGCCGCCGCCGAAACGCGCGACUAAUGGACAAACCGGCGUUGCUGCUGCAGGCUGAGCCACGACGUCUCUCGCUCGGAAAUCGCCCCCAAACAAAGUCAAGCAUAGACGUCCGACUGUGUAUUGCCACUUUAAGACCUGAGCACUUUCUGCGCUUCCUUGUGGAGUCAAACUGAUUUAACAACAGUUGGCAGCCUGGUGUGUAGCAUCACUAAUCAUCCCCACAUUGCAGGUUUAAUGCGGCGUGCUCAACCUCUGGAGGCAC